Messenger RNA from Cuscuta campestris, 3453 nucleotides. Lineage: Eukaryota; Viridiplantae; Streptophyta; Magnoliopsida; Solanales; Convolvulaceae. The record is from the annotation of a GenBank genome assembly.
AACUAUUCAGAGGCAAAUGUCUGAUCAAUUCAGAUAAGAGGUCUUAACCAUUCAGACUCUGUAUAAUACUUAACCAUUCAGAGGCAAAUCUCUUAACCAUUCAGACAUCUGAACCAUUAAGAGGCUGAAACAAACAGUCUGAACCAUUAAGUGCUGAACCAUUCAGACAUCUGAACCAUUAAGAGGCUGAAACAAACAGCCCCUAAGUUUUUUUUUUCAGUUUCUUGUGUUUCUUUCAACAUUUAGCUACUUUUGUUGAGUGUCCUUCCACACAUUCCAAUAUCAUCCCUGCAAAAAAAAAGGAGAAAAAAAAACACAGAGCUGUAUGUUGGUGUCCCUCAAUCUCCCACGCCCCUUUUCGUCCAUUUUCUCCGCUGUUGCAGCCGCCGCUCCGCAACGAGCCCUAGCCAUCAUCAAUCAAAAGGGAAGAAGAAGCUUUGGGUGCCGUCGAUGGGUGCUUUAGUGGAGGAUCAUUACAAUGCGGAGCUGGAGAAUGGAGGAGUGGGGCUUGGGGAUUGCAUUGAUCUCGGGGUUGAGGAUGAACCAGAGACCCUGGCUAUUGAGGAGUCUGUGAAAAUCCUCCUGCAGGGUCUGGGUGAGGAUGUUAAUAGAGAAGGUCUCAGGAAAACCCCUUUUCGGGUCGCCAAGGCCCUCCGCGAGGGCACCAAAGGGUAUAGACAAAAAGUGAAUGAUGUUGUACACGGCGCCUUAUUCCCAGAAGUUGGGUUGGGAGCUGGCGUGGGUCAUGCUGGUGGGGCUGGCGGGCUUGUGAUCGUCCGUGACAUAGAUCUCUUCUCAUACUGUGAGUCUUGCUUACUCCCCUUCCACAUCAAGUGCCACGUGGGAUACGUCCCAUCUGAACAACGUGUGGUAGGACUCAGCAAGCUCUCCCGUGUGGCUGACAUCUUUGCAAAACGGCUUCAGAAUCCUCAGCACCUCUCUGAUCAGGUGUGCGCCGCCCUACAGCAAGCAUUCAAUCCAACGGGGGUCGCUCUUCUUCUACAGUGCUCCCACAUCCACAUCCAUCAUGGGUGGGUCAAGGUCUUGGUCACUUCUGGGUCUGGAGUUUUUGAGGACGAGAAAGCUAACGUGUGGACAGACUUUCUGGGUCUCCUGAGAUUGAGAGGAAUAUGUUCGGACACAAAGGACAUCGAAAGACCGUUUUGCCCCUCACUCUUUUCAUGCAAGACGCUGCCACCGGUGAAUUCAGUCAUGACUAACGCGGUGGGGUCCAUUCUUUUGUCUCUUGGCGAAGACCCAUUCAGAAAAGAGCUUUUAGGAACACCGUCCCGUUUUGUCAAGUGGUUCGCAGACUUCAAGAAUUCCGAUUUGGAAAUGAAGAAACCCUUUGGAGGAUUUGUGAGGUGCGGUUCGGAUUCCAAACCAGAGAUGGUUUCUGAACUGAACUUGCCAUUCUGGUCACAAUGCGAACACCAUCUUCUUCCAUUCUAUGGGGUUGUGCAUAUAGGAUACCUUUGUGGUUCAAAUGGAGGAGGAGGAGGAGGAGGAGCCAAAUCAACCUUGCAGUCAAUAGUUCAUUUUCAUGGCUAUAAACUUCAAGUGCAGGAGAGGCUAACAAGACAGAUAGCAGAGAGUGUGGCUUCAGCAAUGGGGGAGGAGGACGUAAUCGUAAUUGUCGAAGCCAGCCACACAUGUAUGAUAUCCCGGGGGAUCGAGAAGGUAGGGAGUAACACCGCCACGGUUGCCGUGUUGGGCCGGUUUUCGCGAGAGCCCGCUAUGAGGAUGCAAUUUUUGCAGAGCAUUCCCAACUCAUGUGGUUUGAAGGAAAACGGUAAUACAUCUUUUAGUCCAUAGAAGAAACACACACAAUUGGUUCCCAUUGGCAAAGUUUUUGCAAUUUGUUCAGAUAUGUGGAUUGAAUAAUCAGAGUUCACACAAAGGAGGAGUUGCAAUUUAUGAUUCUUCUUCUUUUAAAACUUUGGAAUUCCCCAGCUCCGACGGCCGGCAAACACCUACAUCUUCAAAGUCCGCCGGCCAUCGAACUCCGCCGCCACCAAUACCCUUAGACCACUCCGCCUUCUUUCCGCUGUCUCAUAGGAGAAUUCUCAAGUUCUUCCUCCUCUUUUUCAUUGAGGCAAUAUGAAAGCUUGCUGUGGUGCUCCAUCGAUGGCCUCUGUUCAGAAUUCUGUCUGGACAGAAGGGUCUCCUUUGAAUCUGAUGAAGGGCUCUGGAAUGUGUUUGAAUUCUAAUAAAGUAAGGGUCUUUUCACUAAGGCCCUGCAGAGCUACUCAAGUUAAAGGGUGUUUGGCUACUGGGAAGAUGACUUCUUCUGUGACAGUGCCAGAAAUUCGAGGUGCCAGCUUCACGGACUAUGAUUUAAGCCAAGCUGAUCCUGAUGUUCAGUUAAUUAUCACCAAGGAGAAAGAACGCCAGUUUAGAAGUUUGGAGCUCAUUGCCUCGGAGAAUUUCACGUCGCGGGCAGUGAUGGAAGCAGUCGGUUCUUGCCUCACAAAUAAAUAUUCUGAAGGACUUCCUGGAAAACGGUACUACGGUGGGAAUGAGUACAUUGAUGAGCUAGAGAUUCUUUGUCAGGGAAGGGCAUUGGCAGCAUUUAACCUAGAUGGAAGCAAAUGGGGUGUAAAUGUUCAGCCACUAUCGGGUUCUCCAGCAAAUUUUGAAGUUUAUACUGCCAUUCUUAACCCACAUGAUCGGAUAAUGGGAUUGGACUUGCCUCAUGGGGGGCACCUGUCUCAUGGAUUCAUGACUCCCAAAAGACGGGUUUCAGGAACAUCUAUUUAUUUUGAAUCUAUGCCUUACCGACUUGAUGAAUCUACAGGACUUGUUGAUUAUGACAUGCUUGAGAAAACAGCAACACUUUUUCGGCCUAAACUUAUCAUUUGUGGUGCUAGUGCUUAUCCACGAGACUUUGAUUAUCCUCGCAUGAGAAAGGUAUAGUCAAUUACUCAAAUAUCAAGUUGGUAAAUGGCAACUUUUUCUAUUUCAGUGCUCUAAUAUUUUAUACUUCUGUUUGGUAAUCUACCUAUGUGUGUGCGUGUGUGUCUUGAAAGAUAGCAGAUGAUGUUGGAGCUUUUCUAAUGAUGGAUAUGGCUCAUAUUAGUGGGCUUGUUGCUGCCUCUGUUGUUGCUGACCCUUUUGAGUACUGUGACAUUGUUACAACAACUACCCACAAGGUGAGGUUUCUAUUUUCUUCCAUGAGGUUUUGUGCUUGAACCAGAGAGAAUUUGCUAGUGGAGAACGUAAAUGUAUGGUCUAUUGGAAACCUCUCUACUUUAUUAGUAGGGGUAAGGUCUUCUUCAAGAUCAACUCCACAUGUUUUUCUCAUCAAAGUGUGAACUAUCCAAACUAGACACAAGUAUUUAUGUGUCUCCAGUCUCUGAGAGGACCAAGAGGCGGCAUGAUCUUCUUCAAGAAGGAUCCUGUUCUCGGAGUUGAUCUAGAAUCUGCCAUUAAUAAUGCCGUUUUUCCAGGUUU